Aspergillus chevalieri is the source of this 492-nucleotide messenger RNA. RefSeq lists its product as uncharacterized. Lineage: Eukaryota; Fungi; Ascomycota; Eurotiomycetes; Eurotiales; Aspergillaceae. The record is from RefSeq and is a predicted model, not a curated record. Bases 1 to 492 code for a protein of 163 amino acids. The transcript has 2 exons.
AUGCAUGCCCUCCGAGCAACAUUCCAAAUCGCGCGCACCUUUCAGUUCUGCGCGCUGAUUGCCGUCAUCGGCCUGACGGCCAACUUCAUCGCGGAGAUUGUCAAGAUUAAUGCAAGACCGCCUAAUAUCUUGAUUGGGACCAUUACUGUGACCUGCAUCGCCGUGCUAUACUGCAUCUUGACAUCCAUAAUCCUCUUGGAUAAUGUCCUGCCCUUAUUAUACUGCGCUAUCAUCGAUACACUCCUUAUGACUGCUUUGAUAGUUGUUGCGGUAAUUAUUGGACCACCAUUCUCGUAUCUGCAAUGCGCGGGGAUUCCCUCUCUCAUGCGACGAGGCGAUGAUACAUCAGCGUAUGCAUUCGCGACGCGGUUGAGCGAGUAUCUCAGCAACUUGAACGGCGGAAACAUCGAUUAUGGAAAUUGGAUCGGGGUAUCGAGGGAGGUGUGUUUGGAGGCAAAGUCAACCUGGGGAUUGAGUAUUGGGUUAUGGUGA